UUCCACAGUCUGUUGGUCGGGCACGUAUAUCAAAGCACGCAGAGCUGAUAUUUUCUGUUAUUUUGGAAUUUCCCCCCAAUAUUCUUUGAGCUAUGCAACAGGUCUUCCAAGGAAUAACUGGACAAUCAAUACAGAUUAAUUGUUCCAACCGCGCAUGUGCAUAACUGGCUGAGCAAAACACCGAUAGUUUACUUUCAUGUUAACUCUGGGCCUAAUUGAUUGUGAAUCCACUUCAAUAAAGUUUGUUUUUCUCUCCGUGGAGCCAACCAGAGAUUAAGAUCUGCAAAAAGAACAUGGCGGUCAACUAAGGCAUCGGACAUCUAACCCAGACAUGAAGCGACAGAAUGUACGAACGCUUUCUCUUAUCGUCUGCACAUUCACCUAUCUUCUAAUUGGUGCUGCUGUAUUUGAUGCUCUCGAGUCCGAAAACGAAAUCAACCUUAAGAAUGAGCUUUUACAACAUGAAAAGAAAAUGAUAGAGAAAUUUAAUAUCAGCGAAGAAGAUUUCGAGAAAAUUCGAAUCAAUGUUUUACAUUCCAAACCGUACAAGGCUGGGGUACAGUGGAAAUUCUCUGGAGCCCUAUACUUCUCUCUUCUGGUUGUGUCCCUAAUAGGCUAUGGUCACAGCACUCCAAAGACUGUCUUCGGCAAACUAUUCUGUAUGGGGUACGCCCUUGCCGGAAUCCCUCUUUGCAUGAUCAUGUUUCAAAGUGUUGGUGAAAGACUCAAUACAUUUGUGACCUAUAUUCUGAAAAAUAUCAAAAAGUGUUUCAGGUUUAAAAAAACAGAGGUCUCUCAAACGGACGUUUUAUUUAUCACUCUAAGUCUGUCGUCCUUGAUUUUAACAACCGGAACGUUGCUGUUUUCUGAACUAGAGAACUGGUCCAUCGUUGACUCCGUGUAUUACUGCUUUAUUACACUCACGACCAUCGGGUUCGGGGACUUCGUCGCCAUGCAGAAGGAUAACAUCCUCCAGACACGUCCAGGAUACGUAUUAUUUGUGCUGCUCUUCAUCCUGAUUGGGCUGACCGUCAUCUCCGCAGCCAUGAACCUGUUAGUUCUUCGUUGUUUGACUUUAAACAGCGAAGACGAAAAAAGGGACGAAAUGGAGGCUGCAGAGGCCGCGCGAAAUGCCGUGCGUUUGAAUGGUGACGUCAUCACCGGAAAUGGCGGAGUAGUCUCAAAUGCAAAUGAGACACCGGAGUACCAAGACACCGUUUCCGUGUGUUCUUGUUCUUGUUACAAAUGGCGAUCGCCUAACAGCGGGAAAAUAUACAAUUCGAACCCCAAUAUUAAUCACGUGACGUCAUUCAGUGUUGCUAAAGAGGAUGAAAUGUCAGAGGAAACAGACUCAUUUCUUCAAUGGCAGAGAGCAAAGCGAGCCUCCUUUUGAAGUGAAACAGUCAGCAAACACCACUUUGUGCCAUAUAAGAUAUAACUUAAAAGACGUACAUGUACGCAUAACAUGCAAAAUUCGAGCCUUAAAGUACAUGUAUAAAUGUAGCUGCUAUGUUCAUGGCAAUAAAAAAAAAUCAUAAUAAUGAUAUUAUAAUGAAAA
Messenger RNA from Magallana angulata, 1558 nucleotides. Its product is annotated as two pore potassium channel protein sup-9-like. Gene Ontology annotation, biological process: stabilization of membrane potential; potassium ion transmembrane transport. NCBI's taxonomy places the organism in Eukaryota, Metazoa, Mollusca, Bivalvia, Ostreida, Ostreidae. The transcript has 3 exons. Gene Ontology annotation, molecular function: potassium ion leak channel activity. Bases 332 to 1393 code for a protein of 353 amino acids. The record is from RefSeq and is a predicted model, not a curated record. Gene Ontology annotation, cellular component: membrane.